UGCAAUCAUCCAGCAAUGGAGUCGGUCAGUCAGGUGCUACUCGUGCUUUUUGCUGUGCUGCACGCGAGCAGCGCGGUACAAUCGGACAAGAUAAGACUUCAAGUGAACAGUGAAGAUGGACGAUUGACCGUUCCAGAAUUGGUCACAAAGUACGGGUACGGGGUCGAAGAGCAUCCAAUUGCGACCGACGAUGGUUAUCAGUUGAUAUUGCAUCGAGUGAGUAGAGGAAACGUCCGCCCCAAUGCGACCGUAGUGCUGCUGAUGCACGGAUUGCUGUGCAGUUCGGCCGAUUGGGUGGUGAUCGGUCCGGGAAAUGCGCUUGCCUACCUACUGGCCGAUCGAGGAUACGACGUGUGGCUUGGAAACGCUCGAGGCAAUCGCUACUCACGCAAGCACGACAGUCUCAAUCCAAAGCGGACCGAAUUCUGGAGGUUUUCCUGGCAUGAGAUCGGUCUGUACGAUCUACCGGCUACGAUCGACUAUAUACUCGAGCGGACGCAACAACGUCGCUUGCACUACGUCGGCCACUCUCAGGGAACAACGGCAUUCUUCGUGAUGACCAGCAUGAGACCGGAAUACAACGAAAAGGUGAUAGAGAUGCAGGCACUGGCCCCGGUGGCAUUCAUGGAGCACAUGCGUAGCCCUUUGCUGCGAUUGAUGACACGGUUUCUGAACACGCUGAACGUCUUGUUUAACCUGUUCGGUAUCGCCGAGUUCCUACCGAAUACACCUAUCCUACAGGAGGUGGCCACUCAUAUCUGCCCACCGACGGCAACGACUAACCUGUGCAUGCACCUACUCUUCCUGCUUUCCGGCUACGAUCCUAACCAGCUCGAUCCGACAUUGGUGCCGAUCCUUUUGGGCCAUACGCCUGCUGGUGCAGCAACGAAACAGGUGGUACACUUCGCCCAAGGAGUGCGUUCCAAACGGUUCAUGCACUAUGAUUAUGGAAAACUGAGGAAUCUCGGCAUCUACGGGAAAAUGUCUCCACCGGAGUACAAUCUUACCCAGAUCAGCGUACCGAUUGUAAUGUACUACGGGCUUAACGAUUUGCUGGCUGCACCGCAGGAUGUCCACAGAUUGGCGGUGAGCCUGCCCAAUUUACAGCAAUUGGUGCAGGUAAACCAUGAUAGGUUUAAUCAUUUGGAUUUCCUGCUGGCCAACGAUGUUCGCCCGUUGCUGUACGAGGGGCUGAUCGAACGGAUCGCUACGGUUGAUAAGCAUGCGGUCAAUUGAAGAGAUUGCGGGGAAUGCGCGAUGAGCUGGCAUUUCCCGCCCACUGGAGGGUACUCCAGGGAAUAAGUUGCUCCACCUGUGAUACUACCGUCGAGUUGAUGGUUAGCUGAGAAAACAUACAAGGUCCGUUUGCAAGAUUUUCCCCAGCUCUUGACUGGAUCUUUCUCUUAUGUCCGUGCGUCAGAAAACAUCCCGCAUUUGGAUCACGUAGCAUAUAAGUACCGUACGGCUUGUUGAGUUGAAUGAAACUGAUAACACAAUAAAGAGAUAGCUGGAAUCUUUGGAAUUGAUAAAAAUACCUCCUCGAGUCCGGCUCAAACCGCUUAGCAAAUUAAAUAGCCGUGGCCACACGGGGCGAAAAUUUGCGCGCAAAUUUGCACAUUAAUGCCAAAAUGUUUUCGCUUCGUGUGGCAGGGGUAAAACCCCGAAAAUUUAUGCCGAAAUGUCAAACGUAUUGUUUUCAUCUGUGUUUUGGCCGCUGAAGUUGAUUUCCGAAUAAAU
Anopheles darlingi is the source of this 1737-nucleotide messenger RNA. RefSeq names its product lipase 1-like. The record is from RefSeq and is a predicted model, not a curated record. The transcript has a single exon. Gene Ontology annotation, molecular function: hydrolase activity, acting on ester bonds. NCBI's taxonomy places the organism in Eukaryota, Metazoa, Arthropoda, Insecta, Diptera, Culicidae. Gene Ontology annotation, biological process: lipid metabolic process. The coding region runs from base 16 to 1236 and encodes 406 amino acids.